AUGGCGAACAACUGUCCAUCCGGACUCUGCCUUGUUGAUGGUGCUGGACACCUGCGCCCAUACAUCACUCUGAGUCAUUGUUGGGGCAAGUCAACGAUUAUCACGACGAAGAAGGCUACCAUUGACCAGAGAAGGCAAUGUGUCUUCCUCGAAGACUUAUCUCAGACCUUUCGCGAUGCUGUUAUUACUUCAAGAGCAUUGGAUGUCCGGUAUUUUUGGAUAGACUCGCUUUGUAUCAUCCAAGACUCGACAGAUGACUGGGAGUCUGAGGCAAAACGUAUGUGCCAGUACUACACCAACUCCCUCAUGACCAUAUCGGGAGUGAGUUCGGCUGGUGGCGAGGGUGGCCUGUUCGCUGCACGACACCCUGGCCUCACGUCUCCAAUACCGAUAGAGGUCGCCUUCCCUCAAGGUGAAAGAAUGAAAGGAUUUGUACAUGCACUGUACUUUCCUGACCCGGCACGUGACAUCUGGGGCGAUCAUAAGCCUCCGCUGUGGACACGAGCGUGGGUCGUUCAGGAGCGUGUUCUAUCCCCCAGACUACUUUUGUUCUCGUCGACCCAGAUGAGCUGGCAGUGCCAAGAAGAAAUUGCAUCAGAAAACAUCCCAGAAGGUCGCCCGUUGGAAAGUAGCGAGCAAGACGCUGAUAUGCGGUGGUCAAUCACUGGGUGGCAGCGUGAGCAGUCCACAUCUCAGAAGUAUGAAGAUCUUUACGCGUCGCCCAUUGCAUCGCACAGACUUUAUCACGGGUGGUAUGAGAUCGUGAGUGAGUACACGCACUGCAACUUGACCAUGCCCUCCGACAUUUUCCACGCCGUUGCUGGGAUAGCGCAGGCGCUUCAGUACGCAUUGAAAGACGACUACAUGUCAGGACUGUGGAAAAGAGACAUUCACCGAGGCCUUGUGUGGGUGGUGUCGGAAGGGGUAAAGAGCCAGACGGCGCUUAGGUCCUAUCGUGCGCCGUCUUGGUCGUGGGGCUCUUUACCCGGGGCUUAUAUCCUCGGCUUCGGCAAGUUAGGCCCCAACGAACCACGGCCUGCGCUGAGGGUGAAAGGCAGGCUGCGGAAGGCAUAUUAUAUGCCUUAUGUUGAGUAUGAUUUCCAAAAGCACUUCCCAACAAAGAUUAAGCGGGGCGAUGACCUCGCUGACGCAGAGACUGGUGAGUCUCUGGGGGCAGUGACGAUCGACAACAAUGAAGUCUCCCUUCUCGUUGAGAUCUGGUGUUUGCCCGUCUGUCUUGUUAAGUCCAACGUACCAGGGCACGUCCGCAAGCGAACAGCUGCAGGAUACGCGGAAUACCUCUGUCUUGGGAAACAUCGCAACAUGAAGUCGGCUCCUGUUUGGAUUGAAGGACUGGCCUUGCAGUGUCUCGAUACGCAGCAGCAGAUCUACAUGAGGGUUGGAAAAUGGCGAUGCGAAGACCUGAAGUUAUUUCGGCGGCAACAGUGCCACACCAUAUUCAUAGUAUAG
Molecule: messenger RNA, 1470 nt
Organism: Colletotrichum siamense
Lineage: Eukaryota; Fungi; Ascomycota; Sordariomycetes; Glomerellales; Glomerellaceae
Exons: 3
Coding region: 1-1470 (489 amino acids)
Source: RefSeq, a predicted model, not a curated record